This is a messenger RNA of Betta splendens (Siamese fighting fish), 981 nucleotides long. It is a transcript of the gene lamtor2, whose product is annotated as late endosomal/lysosomal adaptor, MAPK and MTOR activator 2. Gene Ontology annotation, molecular function: molecular adaptor activity; guanyl-nucleotide exchange factor activity. Lineage: Eukaryota; Metazoa; Chordata; Actinopteri; Anabantiformes; Osphronemidae. Gene Ontology annotation, cellular component: Ragulator complex. The coding region runs from base 143 to 520 and encodes 125 amino acids. Gene Ontology annotation, biological process: cellular response to amino acid stimulus; positive regulation of TOR signaling. The record is from RefSeq and is a predicted model, not a curated record. The transcript is spliced from 4 exons.
CAUGAUGCAUUGCAGCCGGAACCGAUAAAUAAUAUUAGCAAUCAGCUGACUCGGUUGUUGAUGGGAGGUUUUGUGACAGUUUGAAUAUAACUGUUUGUUCACGCAAAGCGCUUGACGUGAUCGCAGGCUAGAAUUGAAAGCUAUGUUGCGGCCAAAGGCGUUAACGCAGGUUCUCAGCCAAGCGAACACAAACGGAGUCCAGAGCACGCUCUUGUUGAACAAUGAAGGGUCCCUUCUGGCUUAUUCUGGAUAUGGAGACACUGAUGCUCGAGUUACAGCUGCCAUCGCCAGCAACAUCUGGGCAGCCUAUGACAAGAAUGGCCACCUCGCCUUCAACGAGGACAAACUCACGUUCAUACUCAUGGACUGCAUGGAGGGCAGAGUGGCCAUCACCCGUGUAGCCAACCUGCUGCUGUGUAUGUACGCCAAAGAGACCGUGGGCUUUGGGAUGCUCAAAGCAAAGGCCGAAGCUCUGGUGGAGUAUCUGGAGGAGCCACUAACACAAGUAGCUGCGUCAUAGUGGAGACGGGAGCAUCACUGCUCUCUGCCUGGUGAAGGAAGCAUCAUUCGACCCAGGUCAUUUAGGAACUACUGUAACAUUCUGUUUAUUCACAAAGUGCGCCGUGCAUUUUUAUCUGAGUGGUGGAGUGAGUUUGUGUGGGCUGGGUGACUGCCACUCUGUGUAUUUAUAAUCAUAGCAUUGAAACAACUUGGCUGAGUUUUUCUCUCUUCGCUCUCGUUUGUGAUUCUUUCCUGAAAGUCCGCAUAAUAUGUGGACUCCAGUACGACGUGUGCAUGUACAACUGCCCGAGUGACUCUGUAGCAGUUGUAAAUCAGGCAUGUCAGCCAAUGUUGAAAAGAAAAUUGAAUAUUUUUUUGAGGUAUAUGGAUGUAUGAAAGAGUAUGUGUCUGAUAAAAUGCAGUAAACAUGAUUUGCUACUUGUUGAUUUACAGAUGUCAAAUAAACACAUUUUGGAGUAA